Molecule: messenger RNA, 1669 nt
Organism: Branchiostoma floridae (Florida lancelet)
Lineage: Eukaryota; Metazoa; Chordata; Leptocardii; Amphioxiformes; Branchiostomatidae
Product: angiopoietin-related protein 1-like
Exons: 2
Coding region: 157-381 (74 amino acids)
Source: RefSeq, a predicted model, not a curated record
GGAGGCGGGUGGACUGUGAUCCAACGGCGGCAGGACGGGUCGGUUCCCUUCAACCGGACCUGGGAGGAGUACAAACUGGGCUUUGGGAACAAGAACGGGGAGUACUGGCUGGGGAACGAGAACAUCCACCUCCUGACCAAUCAGAAAAACUAUCGCAUGAGGAUUGACCUCGUGGACUGGAACAACGAAUCACGCUACGCAGAGUACAGCACCUUCAGGGUGUCCGGUGAGUCGGACGGGUACCGGCUGCACAUUUCCGGGUAUUCAGGCACCGCGGGAGACUCCAUGACUUACAACAACGGGCACAGGUUCUCCACUGUGGACAGGGACAAUGAUGACUGGAGCGGCCAUUGUUCUCAGCGGUGGGGACAGGCCGGCUAAUGGUUUUGGACCUGCAGCUACUCCCUCCUCAACGGCCGCUACCUGGGCAACUGUGGGUACUCCUGUCCAUCCUCACAAGGUGUGGUGUGGCUCCACUGGAGAGGCGGGUAUUACUCCCUGAAGUCCGUUUCUAUGAAGAUCAGGCCAUAAACAACAUACUUUCUGUUGCCUUUCUGGAUCUAUCAAUCUAAACAACAAGAACGCUUAAUGCCAUGAUCCAUUUAUUAAAAUUCAUGAGUUCUUGACCACAUGAAAUGACACAUAAGAACCCUUCAAUCUUGAAUGUAUGCUGCACGUGAUCGAAAAAAAACGUUUGCCGCACUUUGGAUUUCAUUCUUUUUAAUGUUUUGGUUGUUAAUACUUACACGAUACAUUGUAGACAGAGAAAAAGUGACCCUAAAGGAAUAUUUGAAAAAUAUAUUUGUGCUCUUACUUCACUAAACAGAUAAACAGAUUAACCAUGGUAAUCCCCCUUGUAGGCAGAGGAAUGGUAGGGCCCAGAGGGUUAGAAAGAAACGAAGAUAUUAAGAGACGUCUGGAGAAUAAGACUGGAAGGUUGGCCGAGACGAGCUAAGUGCUCUAAAGACUGUACAUCAAGAACUGGUGUGUUCGAUGUCUUAUAAGGACCUUUGAACAUGGAAUAAGAACAAUGUGAAUAUAUUGGAACGUGAAAAUAGUACACAAGAUGCUUUAUACAAGAGCAAAUAACAUACAUAGUAGUUUUUUUUACCGAGAGUUAAAUUACAACUCUAUAGAUUAAUAAGCGUGAUUAUAUAUAGUGUGUCUUUUUGUUGUAAGCACCACCGAAGCACCUAUUGACUUUUGCAAGAUGUUGUAAUGCAGUUUUUCUAUAAUGUGCUGAUCGAUACAGAAGACCUUGGUGAAAAUUUAACAUAGUACAGAGAAAGGCUGUAGGAAAAUGGGGGUCAAAAGUUCUAAGAAAGACUGUAAGGAAGGAAUGUAAGAAAGUGGUAAGAAAGGUUUAAGAAAGACUGCAAGAAGGCUGUAAGAAAGAGUGUAAGAAGGCUGUAAGAAAUGUUCUACGUCAGCUGUAAAAAGGCUGUGAGAAAGAUGAAAGAAAACUUAUCAAAUGUUGUAAGAAAGGAUGCAAGAAAAGGUUGUAAGAAAACAGUAAGAAAACCUAUAGUAAUGUGUGAAGAUGACAUAUACAUUUAGAGGGUUGACUGACCGUACAUCUAAUGGUUGUUUACUUAUGUUACAACAUUUGAUUGGAGUAAAAAUGAAGUUCAAACAACACAGCUUAUGCCUUUAUUAAACCAGUCUAUGU